CUCCCGCCCAUAAACUUCAUCUCUGUCAGUCACAAUGGUUGAUUCUUCCGGCGGUUGAUAGCUUCGUUUUUGCAAGUCAGAGUAAUCCAUCUUCGUUUUUCAGUUCUCAAUUACUGUAAUCUUUCAGGCAUAUACAUUCAUGACGGGGGAUUCCAUGGAAACUACGUGGAAACCAAAAAUCUUAGAAAAUCUACACGCUGGAGUUUACUUGUCAGUUUGGAGAGGCUAUGGCACGGUAGGGAUUGUGGGAACGAUUUUUAUUGGAAUUCUCAUAGCAAUAUUACUUCCCAGUGUCAUUUUGGUAAAGAAAAGGUGGAAACGAAGAGGAAUUCCUACAGAUGUCGGUGGGGAUCCAGGCUAUGCGGUGCGUAAUGCUCGGGUGACUGAACUUUCUCAAGUUCCUUGGAAAGGGGCUACAACCAUGGCGGCACUGUUUGAGCAAUCAUGUCGAAAGCAUUCUCAAAAUAAAUUUCUUGGAACAAGAAAGUUGAUUUCCAAGGAAUUUGUUACUGCUAGUGAUGGUAGAAAGUUUGAAAAGCUUAACUUAGGUGAAUAUGAAUGGCAGACUUAUGGAGAAGUGUUUGAUCGUGCUUGCAACUUUGCAUCUGGGCUUGUUGGGUUUGGCCAUAAUGUUGAUUCUCGUGUUGCCAUUUACGCAGAAACUUGUGCCGAGUGGUUUAUUGCCUUUCAGGGAUGCAUUAGACAGGACAUUACUGUCGUUACAAUAUAUGCUUCUCUUGGUGAGGAAGCCUUAAUCCACUCUCUCAACGAGACCGAAGUAUCUACUCUAAUUUGCAAUUCAAAGCAAUUGAGGAAGCUGAUGACAAUAAGUUCAAGUUUGACAACUAUUGAAAAUAUUAUUUAUUUUGAAGAUGCUGGAUACGAAACUGAUUUUAUUAGCUCUGAAAAUACAAGCAAAUGGAAGGUCAUGUCCUUCUCUGAAGUCAUUAAACUUGGUAAGGAAAAUCCUGUUGUCCCAAGCUUACCUUCCAGUCAAAGUAUUGCUGUUGUGAUGUAUACGAGUGGCAGUACAGGUUUGCCAAAGGGGGUUAUGAUCGGGCAUGGUAAUAUUGUGGCCACCGCUGCAGGUGUCAUGACAGUUAUUCCAAAACUUGAUAGCGAUGAUGUAUACUUGGCAUACUUGCCCCUUGCUCAUGUUCUAGAACUGGCGGCUGAGACUGUCAUACUAUCUGCAGGAUUGGCAAUGGGUUAUGGUUCGCCAUUGACAAUGACAGACACUUCAAGUAAAAUAAAAAAAGGAACAAAGGGAGAUGUUUCUGUUUUAAAACCAACAAUCAUGACUGCAGUUCCAGCUAUCUUAGAUCGUAUUCGAGAUGGAGUUUUGAAGAAGGUUGAAGAGGAGGGAGGCUUAGUGAAGAAACUCUUCCACAUCGGAUAUAAUCGCCAAUUGGCAGCUUUGGAGGGAAGCUGGCUUGGAGCUUGGGGACUUGAAAGACUGUUCUGGAAUGUUCUUGUCUUCAGAAAUAUACGUUCAGUACUUGGAGGUCGUAUUCGGUUCAUGCUUUGUGGUGGGGCUCCUCUAUCAGGAGAGUCUCAACGUUUUUUCAACAUUUGCAUGGGGGCUACAAUCGGUCAAGGGUAUGGCUUGACCGAAACAUUUGCUGGAGCUGCCUUUUCCGAAUGGGAUGACACAAGUGUGGGACGUGUUGGGCCUCCACUUCCUUGUUGCUUCAUUAAGCUUGUUUCUUGGGAAGAAGGUGGGUAUAGGACAACUGACAAACCAAUGCCAAGAGGAGAGAUUGUUAUUGGGGGCACUAGCGUUACUGCUGGUUACUUCAAGAACCCUGAAAAAACUAACGAGGUCUUCAAGGAUGACGGAAAAGGCAUGCGCUGGUUUUACACGGGAGAUAUAGGAACAUUUCAUCCUGAUGGAUGUCUUGAGAUCAUAGACAGGAAAAAGGAUAUCGUUAAACUUCAGCAUGGAGAAUAUAUAUCCCUAGGGAAGGUCGAGGCUGCCCUACUAUCAAGCAAGUACGUGGAUAAUGUUAUGGUAUAUGCAGACCCCUAUCGCGAUUAUUGUGUAGCAGUUGUUGUCCCUUUGCGUCCAGCCCUUGAGAAGUGGGCCAAAGAAGCUGGCAUCAACUACGGGGACUUUUCUCAGCUAUGUGAAAAUGGUGAAACUAUCAGUGAGGUUCAGAGAUCCCUUUCCAAGGUAGCGAAAGAUGCAAAGUUACAAAAGUUCGAAAUUCCUGAAAAAAUAAUGUUGGCACCAGAUCCAUGGACCCCAGACUCUGGAUUGGUUACUGCCGCUUUAAAGAUAAAGAGGGAACAAGUGAAGGCUAAAUUCAAAAAUGAACUCCAACAGCUAUACAAGUAAUUAAAAUACUGCCAAACUUUCCACUUUAGUACACAACACAGAGAUCUCCACAUACUUAACUAAGCUUGUUACCAGUAGUAUUCCUUCCUGAAAUUAGUGUAAAUAAUGUAUAUGUAUUACUCUCAUCCUUAUGCUAAGAUUAUAUAUUUCUAGUA
Benincasa hispida (wax gourd) is the source of this 2493-nucleotide messenger RNA. It is a transcript of the gene LACS8, whose product is annotated as AMP-dependent synthetase and ligase family protein. Lineage: Eukaryota; Viridiplantae; Streptophyta; Magnoliopsida; Cucurbitales; Cucurbitaceae. The record is from RefSeq and is a predicted model, not a curated record. Gene Ontology annotation, cellular component: membrane; endoplasmic reticulum. Gene Ontology annotation, molecular function: long-chain fatty acid-CoA ligase activity.